CCGGAAUUUUGGUCAUGUGAUGUCAACAAAACCCCUCAAAUCGAACAGAUGUCGAAGUAACGAUUUCUACAACGUGAUGGAAAGAUGGACGGUUAUUUAGGCGUGGAUAUUUCAAACCUUGAAUAGUGCUAACAAUGUCUGGUGAGUACGAAAAGCUGGUAGAAAAAUCAGGACCCCCCAGUCCCCCUGGAAAUGAAGGAGGGUAUGGAUCCAAUGGAAAUAGUCCACCUCAAAACAACAGAGGACUGCAGUUUGGGAGAGUGGGAGGGAGUCUGAAUGAGGAACAGUUGUCCCCCUCAGAAGAACAGACUGCUCCCCAGGGCCGACCCCUCAGGAACCCCACAGCUGUGAUACGGUCUGACGGUUAUGUUGAGCUGAUGCGUGGAAGGGUGCCCUGUCCCACGUGUAGGGGCUCAGGAUCAAUACCUAAAGAACAAGAAAAUGAGCUGGUGGCCUUGAUUCCAGUUAGAGAUGAUAGACUGAAACCUAGACGAACGUGCUUGUAUGUUUCGCUGGCGAUAACAGUGUGUUUACUCACGGCAGGAUUGCUUAUUUUCUUUAUGUUUCCAAGAGACGUUAAAAUCAGCAGCGAUGUAAAAUUACUUCUCCCUCAUAAUCUCACUAUAGAUCUUCAAAAUAAGUCAGUGGUUUUCUUUGUAGUGAAUCCAUUCAAUGUGACAAACUCGAAUUAUUUUGCGAUAAAGAUCUCGGAUGUGACAAUGUCGGUGGUGUUUUCAGAGAAAGUGCUAAAUCAGACCAGUGUCACUGUCGAUAAAAGUGUCCAAGUCAGGUCCCAAAACUCAUUCUCUGUUCCUAUUGGUAUAGCAUUUAAUAAGAAAAAUGGAUUUGCUGAAUUAGUUAAUGAUUGUGCUGAGCCUUACACUUUCUAUCACAGAAGAGUUAUGUAUUUCACGGUGACGGCCAGCUAUAACUUCCUGGGUAGGGACGAAGAAGCUUCGUUCAAUACGUACACAGUAGUUAGUUGUGGGAAUGACACCUUGAGUCGAUAACACUUUGAGUCGAUAAGGCCUUGAGUUGAUGAAAAGGUUAAACACAGCUGUGAUUUCAAUGAACAAAAUGGGCAUUUAAAUAUCAUACUCAGAAUAUUGGCACUAUAUUUUUGAUUUUGUUUACUGUAUUUCUUCUAAUGCUAUUUCAAGGAAAGAGUUACUGUAACUGUUCCUUUUUGAAAAUAUAUCCCUAUGUACCGGUACAUUAUCUUGUAUCAGAUUUUAACAUUGUCUGUAAUUGUCAUAUUCAUGCAUAAGUUGACACACAGCUGAAUUUCAGAGACAAUGUAAAUAUUUUUCUGUAAAAAAAAAUCCAUACUUAAAUGUUCAUACAAAAUCAUCAUGAUUUUGUACAAGUAUAAUAUUACUUGUAUCAAUGUUAAUUAUAUUAUUAUGUUACUUGCAUUAUGACAUAUUAUGUGGAGUAGUCAGGAAGUUUCCUAGAAGCCAUGUUUGUAUUACCAUAAAGUUCUUCUAGGACCAUACAUUAUAAACAUAUCACAUAAUUAUAAACAUUUAGACUUUAUGUUUACAUAUCGGUAAUCAUGAUAAUGUAAUAAAAUGAUCAAAUAACAUUCAAGAAAAGUUUUCAAAUGUGAUAAAAUGAUAUUAUUAUGUCGAAAAUAAGAAUGUUCACAUCACAGAAUGCAGCAAUGUAUGAUAUGAAAUAUUUAGAACUUAUUUUUCACAUUUUUAAUUAUAAAGAGUUGCUAGUCAUUUAUUGUGCCAAGUGUGGUUUGAAUCUAAUAAGUGGAGCAUGCUUGACUUGUGUCUUUAAUUUUUAUCAUUCAUUACCUAAUUUGCUCAUAAAAUUAGUUCUGGAAAUGUAGUCAAAUUAUGUCAUCAAAAAUAGCAUGUCUACUGAUGUAGGAACAAGGCAUUCUGUGACUUAACAGUUCGAGGUGUCAGAAAAUUGUUUGUAAAAAAAAAAAUGAAGUCCCUAUAAGAUUUGCCUGUAGAAAUUGUUGUCAUUCAGAAAAAGUUGGUUUUAGACAGAGUAAGGAAUGGCAAAAUCUUAUGUGCUCUGACUGGCUUAAACAAGAUGUGUUUUAUGAAACACUGUACCAAAAGUAAGGCCUUUUCACAAGAAAUACAAAUGCAAAAAAUAUAAAACGCUAGCUACACCUGUUUAAGGGUUAUGACCAAGGUUAACAUUUUAUAAGAUAGGACAAACUCUGGGUCAAGGUCAAAGGGUCAAGGUUGUUGGUUUCUAAAGAAAGGCCUUGUCUCUAAGAUUACAUUUGGGAAGUAUGAAAGCGCUGGCCCUUACAGUUCAAAAGUUAUGGCCAAGGUUAAAGUUUGUAAAAAAGUAGGUCAAACUCUAAGGUCAAGGUCAAAGGGUCAAGAUUCUUGACAUCAAAUGAAAGGUCUUGUCACAAGGAUUACACAUGUAAAAUAUGAAAGCUCUAGCCCCUACUGUUCAAAAGUUAUGGCCACGGUUAAAGUUUGUAAAAAGUAAGUUAAACUCCAAGGUCAAGGUCAAUGGUCAAGGUUCUUGAUAUUAAAUGAAAGGGCGUAUAACAAGAAUUAAAUUUGUGAAAUAUGAAAUGCCUUAGUCUUAUCCCUUCAAAAAUUAUGGUCAGGGUUGUAUUUUUAAAGUAGGUCAAACGUCAAGGUCAAAAGGGUCAAGGUUCUUGGUCCAAUGAAAGGUCUUUUCACAAGGAUUAUAUAUUUGAAGUAUGAAAUCCCUAGCCCUUAUUGUUAAAAAGAUAUCGCCAAGGUUAAAUUAUUUCAUAGGUACAGACUUCUCCAAGGGCAAAAGGUUAAGGUUUUUUGAUAUCCAAUGAAAUGUCUUUCCACAAAAAAUAUAUAUGUCAAUAUAAAAGUCCUGGUAUCUACAGUUCAAAAGAUAUGGCCAAAGUAAAACUUCAAAAUUUUUGUGUAAAAGUGGGUCAAACUCCAAGGUCAAAAGGUCAAAUUUGGCGGUACCCAAAGAAAGUUAAUACACAUGUGAAGUAUGAAUGUCAUAGCUCCACUAAAUCAAACGUUAUAGGCAAGGAUAAAGUUUUUGCGGACAAACAAACAGACAGACAGAGACAGACGGACGGACACGACAAAAACUAUAUAUCCCCGAAACUUCGUUUACGGGGGCAUAAAAAAGGAAAGAACAUAACUUGUUUUCAUAAAUCAUUAUUCAUAGAUCUUGUUUGUUUGAAGGGAUGGCAGUGUAAUUUCAUUUUGUUUAAUUUUUUACGGAGAUGUUUGAAUGAAUUUAGUUAAAAUGACAUGGGGUGACGGUUAAUGUUCACUUGGACUCGAAUUUGGAUUCAGUAUGUACAUCAUUUGCAAUGUUCAUUUACAUAUCUUAUCUUCAUAUACAUGUAUUAGUUUAUCAAAUGAUGUUGUCCCCACUGAUCACCAUAGAAACGCUGAAUAUGACUAUACCUUCAUCGACAUACUUCAUGUUUACAUGUACUUGUCAAUUAUAUGUAUGUACUUCCAAGUUAUAACUCAAAAUUGUGAUUUAAAUUUGUGUCAGAAAUGCUUAGAUUGAAUUUUAAUUUAUUUCAUUGACUUUAUUUGUAUACAUAUAUCUCACUUCAACAUGGUGUUACAUGUAUUAAAAUAUGUUCUUUGCA
Messenger RNA from Saccostrea cuccullata (small rock oyster), 3589 nucleotides. RefSeq names its product transmembrane protein 106B-like. NCBI's taxonomy places the organism in Eukaryota, Metazoa, Mollusca, Bivalvia, Ostreida, Ostreidae. The coding region runs from base 135 to 1010 and encodes 291 amino acids. The transcript has 8 exons. The record is from RefSeq and is a predicted model, not a curated record.